AUCGAACAAAGGAAGGGAAGGACCGGCCUUCCUUCCGCCGUGUUUUUUCGUCCACGGUAGCGACGCGAGCAUGGCCACGGCUCGUCACAGUCGCGACCCAGAAGUCCGAGGACGCGGACGUGACAUCUCCGAGACAGUGGCAGUUCCAACAGUUCAAACGUUCCCGCCAGCAGUGGAAAAAACGUGCCGUGCUCCGUGUUGUUUUUAUUGGUCGAUUAACUAGAUCGCUCCGCCAAUGAUAGACGCGUGGGUGGGGCUUACGGUCGAAAAAUAAUAAACAAACAGCUGACCGCUUAAUGAGCCCGGUGAACGUUUCAGUGUCAUAUUUUUUCGAAACGACUCAUUGACCAUGACCGCCCCCACCAGCAAGAGAGCAAUGCGCCAACUUUCAGUGCGGGAAAAGAUAGACGCGGUGCAGCGCGUGCACGAGGGUGAGAGCAAGGCCUCCGUCGCCCGUCAGAUCGGCGUUCCGGAGUCUACCCUCCGAGGCUGGUGCAAGAACGAGAUGAAACUGAAGACCAUGGACAAGAGUGGAUGCAGUCAGUCGCCCUCGCCCUCACCACCCCUCGAGAAGCGGCCUCGGGUCGACGGAGGCUCCGAUAACGACUUUGACGAUUCCGUGUGGUUCUGGAUCAGGAAUCAGCAAAAACACGAAGAAAGCCAAAGGGUGAUUAACAACAACAACCACCAUCAGUCGUCCUGGUUCUGGAAGUGGUACAAGGAAGUCGGCGUUCAACAGCAGCCAUCAGCGUUCGCCCUGUUACACAACCCUGACGAGCCCCUGCCCCUGGUCAAGAGGAAGGAGAGUAAGGAUGUCCAAUUGCCGUUGUCACUGUCAUCCCCUGUGCUGGUGGACAGUAACAAGGAGACUGAGGCCAAAGAGAAUACGCUGUCUGAGGAUGAGGAUGAGCCACCUGCCACUGCUGCCGACGCACUCAAGCACGGUGAACGCUUCCUGCGCUGGCUCGAGUGCUGCUCUGAUCCCAGCAUCACCGCCAUGCAGCUGCUGCAGUUCAGGUACCUGCUGAACAAUGUCAAGAGCUGUGCACAACGUCGAGCAGCCAACAAAACCAGGUCAACUCGCUCAAGACGGAAAUAGUGCUCCAGUACCAUUGUAUAUAAGCGGUUUGCUCAUGGCCAAAGUCAUCACUGAUGAGCAACAAGUUCCGACAAUUUCCACUAUAGUUGCAUUUUAGUUGAUUACAAGACUGUUAAUUUUGUUGUUCCUGGUAGAGAAAGGUGUUGAUUUCUCGAAUUUAUUAUAUUUUCAAUCACAUUUAUUUGCUCACUUUAUUGAUUUAUAUUAUACUAUAAAAAAAGAAAUGUGAUAAUAUAAUUGUAUGUAUAUUAGUAGCGUAGGGAAAUUCCUAUUGAUUAUUUCUUAGUUGUAGUCAUGUGUGAUCUGUUGUUUAGUUUUGUUAUAUUAUACCUGGUCUAAGUUGCACAAACACUUAAUUUUAAUGUUCUCAGUGUUUGAUGUGCAUAAGUGAACAUUUACCAAGGUAUAAAAAACACCAUUUUCAAUGAGACAGUUAAGUGAUAAGUCGGGAGAAGAUCGGUGCUCACCAUUAUGUGAGGGCUGUUGAGCGGUUUGUACACGACGUGGUCGGAGACGAACGCUGCGCAACCCUGCCAAGUGUGCAACUCCGGGUAGCAGAGCUUCGUCGGCCGAAUUGUAGUCGAUACCAUCUUCUGGAAACAUACGAAUUAAAUGUGCAUAGUAUGUGAUGUCGCCAUUCAAUCCUAUAUUUUUGUACAAUGUCUCCUAUGUAAAUAAAAAAAAAGUUAUUUGUCUGUAUUUUCAGUUCCAAUAUUUACAAUGUUAAGGCUGUUCAUUAGACAAAAUCAAAUUAGUGACAUUACGGUGUUGUACAAUGAAAUUUUUAUAACAUUUUGUUAAGUGAGUUAUGUUUUUUAUAGUUUUACGAAUAGUUAAUAGCACCGGUAAGAACUGACCUACCUGUAAAUGUCAUAGAUUAACAAUGUACCGUAUUUAUCAGUGUAGACAACCAAAGUGUUAUCACUAGA
Molecule: messenger RNA, 2028 nt
Organism: Homalodisca vitripennis (glassy-winged sharpshooter)
Lineage: Eukaryota; Metazoa; Arthropoda; Insecta; Hemiptera; Cicadellidae
Product: protein distal antenna-like
Exons: 4
Coding region: 350-1099 (249 amino acids)
Molecular function (GO): DNA binding
Source: RefSeq, a predicted model, not a curated record